Messenger RNA from Pistacia vera, 790 nucleotides. Its product is annotated as universal stress protein Slr1101-like. The record is from RefSeq and is a predicted model, not a curated record. Lineage: Eukaryota; Viridiplantae; Streptophyta; Magnoliopsida; Sapindales; Anacardiaceae. Bases 165 to 713 code for a protein of 182 amino acids. The transcript has 4 exons.
UUUCAACUUUGCAACCUGCUUUCUCGGCUGGCUGGCUGGCUGGCACAAGACUCUUCUUUCAUACCACAGGAAUGCCUUAUAUCAAGAGACCAUCUGAUUGAAGAAUAAAAAUAAGAUUCUUUUUUUCUGAAAUUUCGUAAAAUAGUUUGCUUUCAAACUGAACAAUGGAACCGGUGAAGGAAGAUGAAGAAGUUUACAGCUGGAGAGAGAUGGAGCUACCAGCUUUGAAACCAAAGGUGCCAGAAGCAGAGCUAGAGAGGGAGACAGGAGAGAGAAGGAGAGGCAGAGACAUAUUGAUAGCCGUUGAUCAUGGUCCCAACAGUAAGCAUGCUUUUGAUUGGGCCCUCAUUCACCUCUGCAGGCUUGCUGACACCAUCCAUCUUGUUCAUGCAGUUUCAAGUGUGAAUAACGAGAUUGUUUAUGAGGCCAGCCAGGGGCUCAUGCAGAAGCUUGCUUUGGAGGCUGUUGAAGUUGCUAUGGUGAUGACUGAGGCUCGGAUUGUGCAAGGUGAAGCGGGCAAGGUAAUUUGCAAGGAAGCUGAAAGGAUAAAGCCUGCAGCUGUGGUUAUGGGUACCAGAGGCAGAAGCUUAAUGCAAAGUGUACUGCAGGGAAGUGUCAGUGAGUAUUGCUUCCACAAUUGUAAAUCUGCCCCUGUCGUAAUUGUUCCUGUGAAAAGGUACUACCAUCGAAAAACUGAAAUUUUCAUUGAGUAAUUCAAAGUUACAUUGCUGGGGUUAGUUACACAGAGUUCAUUAUUGUUUGGAUUGGCAGAAGCUGGUGAUGAAUCAUU